This is a messenger RNA of Phycomyces blakesleeanus NRRL 1555(-), 1932 nucleotides long. RefSeq lists its product as hypothetical. The transcript is spliced from 3 exons. Lineage: Eukaryota; Fungi; Mucoromycota; Mucoromycetes; Mucorales; Phycomycetaceae. The record is from RefSeq and is a predicted model, not a curated record. The coding region runs from base 1 to 1932 and encodes 643 amino acids.
AUGCAGACAUCAAUUCAUCAACACCUUUUCUUUGACAUCUUUGAACUCGUUGCAACCCAUCUCUCCGUGACAGACCGUCGAGUUUGUCUAUCUGUUAGUCAUCAAUGGCAUGACAUAUUUAUGCCCGCACUCUACUGCAACAUCACUACGACCGGCCACCGACAGUUCAAGUCCCUUCUUGAAACUAUGUUGGCAUGUCACUACUCCACAACCGGCCUUGAUUCAGUCGGUUACUUUGUCCGCAGCCUGGCCAUCCAAGACACCACCAUUAGUCCCGAAGAACUGCGGCAACUCACGAUCGUCUGUCCUCUCUUGCGUGUUAUCCGUAUAGAUAGACUUGUAGUCCCAAAAACGCACCCUAUCGAUGCAGUCGACCUAGCAAGACACCUCGGAAGCUGGAAAUAUCUACGCCAGAUCACCGAACGUUUCGACACUACACUCUCAAAUACUGUCUUAUCUACCGUCAAUCAACUCACGCACCUCAGUAUCUGUUUUCCAGACCAUGCCGGACUCCAUCCAAUCCGAACGUUUCUUACAGUCAUACCAAACGCUCGACAUCUACGCUCAUUAUCCAUCACCCAUAUGACGCUCAGAUUUGAUUUACUAGAAUGGAUUCACACAUCGUGUCCUCAACUAGAGACGCUUUGUCUGGUUGACAUUACCCUACAAGCAUCAAACUUAGAGCUUUCUCAGAUUACCUCAAGAUACACACCAUCUACGAUCCUUCGUACCUUCAGACUACAAGGAUGCUGGAAUUUGUAUGAACACUACGAAUGGAUCUAUUAUAUUGCACACAAGUACCCAACUGUCCAGUUUCUCGAACUCAAUGAAAGUUAUUGUGAAGACUGGGAGAGCAACAACAUGGCCUCUCGACUAAACGAUCCUCCGGAGACCAUCAAGGCACGUUACAAUGCAAUGGUCUAUUUGGCUCAGCACUGCCGGCAUAUCAUAGACCUCCAUCUGCACCACAUUGCCUUGGACGGAUCAUUCUUUGAGAUGCUCGAACGAACCGAGACACGGCUGAGAUCUCUGUCUUUGGGUGACAUGACCUGGCGUACAAAGAGCAUGGUAAAAUCUCUGGCGUCUACUCGCCAGCCAAGACUCCGAACGCUGACCUUGUGGGACUGGUGCUCUUCUGUUGAACAGCUCACCGGACCGUAUUAUCGACAGAUAACUUCUCUGACACUCUCGGCACGAUGCACGGGUUACGAUAUUUUGGGGAUCGAUGCUGUUCUGACCCAGUGCCAAGGCCUCCGAGAGCUUACGCUCGAGCAUGGUCCGCUCGGCCUGACCUCGUUCUGUGCGCCCACAAAUCAUCCACUCACCACGCUUGUUUUGCGGCAGGUGUCAUUCAAGGAUGAGAUCUUUGGCUACCUUUCAAUGGUCUGCCGGCACUUGACCCAUCUUGAUUUGAUUUCAUGUCGCUGGUCAGAAGCCUUUUCGAGCCCUAUCCGACUUGAUCUACAAACACACAGAUUGAUAUCACUUAAUAUCAGCCAUCCGCAGGUCGUGUGGGGUAAAGGCGAUUAUGAGCCUGUUUGGCAUUACAGGGUUGUCUCUAGUGCGUUUACCAAUGAUGAGCAAGCCAAGCAUACCAAGCAUACCAAGCAUACCAAGAUACUUAGAGUCGAUGGCAAUGGCAAUGGUAAUGGUAAUGGUAAUGGUAAUAGUAGUGGGUUGAGUUCUCGGGGCGUGGGACAAAAUGAGCCCAAUAAAGCAAUGAAAAUCGUUGAAUUUGAGGAAAAUUGCCUGGAGCAGUUACCUUUUAUGAAUGUUUAUUGUCAUUCUAUACACAACUUGUGUCUUAAUCAUUUGGAUUACAAACUGUUAAAAUAUACCUUUUUGUUCUCUUUGUUUCAAUUUCGAGUAAUGGACAGAGUAUGGGAAAAGUUUGUUACCAAGACGAUGACAAAUGCUGUGUUUAUGCUUUAA